This is a messenger RNA of Dendroctonus ponderosae (mountain pine beetle), 6234 nucleotides long. Its product is annotated as phospholipid-transporting ATPase VD. Gene Ontology annotation, biological process: phospholipid translocation. Gene Ontology annotation, molecular function: ATPase-coupled intramembrane lipid carrier activity; ATP hydrolysis activity; ATP binding. The transcript is spliced from 16 exons. Lineage: Eukaryota; Metazoa; Arthropoda; Insecta; Coleoptera; Curculionidae. The coding region runs from base 617 to 4975 and encodes 1452 amino acids. The record is from RefSeq and is a predicted model, not a curated record. Gene Ontology annotation, cellular component: plasma membrane.
CCUUGCGUUUGUGUCCAGCAGACUAUUCAGCGCUGAGUCCGAGAUUUAUCUCUGCUGGAUAAUGGACUGCUUGAUUCAGUUCAAUUUAUUGGCUAUUAACUUUCCUGGCUCAAACAAAUGCAGUCAGUGAACAAGCAAUAAUAAUAAAUAGCAGCGAUCCUUCCAAUGUCCUAGAUACAGUGUGAUUCAUAAUCCAAAAAGAGGAGAAGGAAGUAGAACUUGUUCUGAAUGCCAGCAAAUCUCUGGUAUCGUUUCAGCCUUCCAAUGUCUUGAUUUCAAGUCGAAUGGUACCUCCGAACGUCCCGAAUCACAUAUUAUAAGUAGUUUAAACACCUCAACAUUAACGCUAGCUUUUUUUUUUUUUGCUCGGCGGCGGCUGGAGGUUAAAAAAUCUUCUCGAAGACACCCAGUGUCCCGUGACACCAGGUAGUGUUGGAUUUCUACCAACUAAAAAACCCCCAUUUUUGACUGCAAGUUUCCAGGAGUUAUUCAACUAAUUCAGGCUGCGUAUUAAUUGUCCAAGGGCAAAAACAUGUACCACUAAAGGAAGGAUUAUUGAAUGAUAUUAGAUAUAAUCUAAUCUGGUUUAUUAUUCUAAUCGCUGUGGGUGCCCACAAUGUCGAAUUUCAAUCCAGGGUCCGAAAGAGCCAGUGUUCCAGAGACUGCGAGUCAGACGCAAGCUGGCGCUCCCACUAGCCGUGUAAGCUUGGGGGGCACCACUUACACAUUCCCCGAUGUUACGUUGGGGGCCCCCAGCCCACAACAGGCCAGGGGGCACCUGAGGAGCGUCAGCCAUGGGGGCAGCUCCAACCUGCCGGCAGGAAGCAGUUCGGCUGGCGGAGUGGCCCGAUCUGCUUUGAAAGGUUCCAGAGGACAUCAAAGAGCAUUUUCACAAGGCCAGAUCUCAGAAGUGCCCCCCGUCGGAGCUGAACGGCCGGGGCACUCCAGAGUCGGCUCCAAAACUGACUUCAUUUUGCCACCCGAACACAAGGAUUCUACGAGGGCCGAAGGGGCCACGUCUCGCAUAAGCACCAAGGGACAUUCCAGGCAAGCCUCUACAUCCGAGUCCACCUACACGCUGCGGAACUCUGAUCCUCCUCAUCUGUGGCAGAAACUUUACUAUCGGUUGACGCGGCGCUCCCCCCGGUCUGAGCAAGAGGAACGGAUCAGAACCGUAGUGCCCAAUCACAUAGUGCCGCCAAAAACCCCGCGUAAAGUGCACCCAAAUGGGCGCCGGCCCAACAAUCGGAUUCGGACUACCAAGUACACCUUGCUCAGUUUCUUGCCGCGCAACUUGCUAGAACAGUUCCACCGGGUGGCCAAUUUGUAUUUCAUCUUUAUUGUGCUAUUAAACUGGGUGCCCGCCAUCAAUGCCUUCGGUAAGGAGAUCGCCAUGAUCCCCGUUUUGUUCGUGUUGGGUGUCACCGCUGUUAAGGAUCUGUUUGAGGACAGGCGACGGCAUGCCAGCGACAAGAAGAUUAACAACAGCACCUGUCGAAUCUAUAAUAGGGAGCACUCGAGGUACAGGAAAGUGCUCUGGAAAGACGUACGAGUUGGCGAUCUAAUCCACUUGUCGAACAACGAAGUUGUACCAGCUGACAUCUUGUUGCUGAGAUCCAGCGAUAGCAGCGGACUGUGCUACAUCGACACCGGCCACUUGGACGGGGAAACUAAUCUGAAACAACGACAAGUAGCCAGGGGUUUUAUUGAGAAGCAACGGUGGUUCGAGCCAAGCAAGUUCCGGAGCAAAAUCGAGGUUGAGUCUCCAACCACCAAGAUAUACAGGUUCCAUGGGUCGAUUGUGCACGAUUCCGGCCAACGAGUUCCAGUGGGCACCGACAAUCUUUUACUCAGGGAGUGCUUGCUGAAGAACACCGAUUUUAUUGAAGGCAUCGUUGUUUAUGCAGGCCACGAAACGAAGGCGCUGCUGAACAAUGGAGGUCCCCGAUACAAGCGCUCUUCGCUGGAGAAACAGAUGAACCAAGAUGUGGUUUGGUGCGUGCUAAUUUUGAUUCUGAUGUGUAUCCUGGGCGCCAUCGGAUGUAAGCUGUGGCUAUUGGCCUUUCCAGACUUAAAGUCUCCGUUUCGCGAGGAGAGCGAUCAGAUUGAAGCGUUUCUGGCCUUUUGGACCUACGUUAUUAUUUUGCAAAUCAUGAUUCCCUUGUCACUGUACGUAACUCUGGAGCUGUGCAAGAUUCUGCAAGUCUAUCACAUCCAUCACAACGUCGACUUGUACGAUUCUGUUAUGGACAAGCGCAUCGAAUGCAGGGCGCUCAACAUCACCGAAGAAUUGGGUCAAAUACAGUACAUUUUCUCCGAUAAAACCGGCACCCUCACGGAGAACAGGAUGAUUUUCCGGAAUUGUGCCAUUGCUGGCAUCGAUUACAACCAUCCGGAGUUGGAGAACGAAGCCCAAAAUUGCAACAAGCAGGGGAAUUUGAGUGUGAAGGUAAAUGAACAACUGGUGACAGAUUUGAAUCAGGGAGUUACGGCCGAACAUGUGUUCAGCAGCCGGAAUGUGCACAGCGCCCGAAUUCAAGAGUUCCUACUGCUGCUGGCCGUUUGCAACACGGUGGUGUGUUCCAAGCAUCCUCAUCACGACAACAUGAACGCCAGCGGCAUUAUCGAAGCCCUGCCGAAUAUUCUCAGCAGCGCAGAAGAAGAUUCCGUAAAAGCAGUAGAAACCGCCAGUCCAAAAUCGCGCUCGAUCUGCGACAAGUACAGCCGGCUGGAGGAGUCGCGGUCGGUGACUCCUUCGCCUCCUCUCAACGCCUUCGGGGCCGACAGCAAGCGCUCUUACGUGCCCACAUUAAGCCCCAUUGAGUCGGUGGAGAAUUCUGAGUCGAUGGAGGGCCAGGCUAGCUCGAGAUCGUUACGGCCGAAGCUGCUCUCCAUUCCAAGCAUCGGGUUUCUUAGCCGAAAAUCGAACAGCACCGUCAAUUUAACUGAUGAAGAGAAGGUGAAACUGGGCCAUGCGGCCAGUCCUUUGUCGCCCAGCGACCUCAAACCCAUCUACGAGGCUGAAAGUCCAGAUGAGUUGGCUUUGGUCGACGCCGCAUACAUUUACAAGUGCCGGCUGCUGAGACGCACCCCUACUGAGGUGACUGUGGACGUGCCAAUGAAAGGGAGGAUGAUGUUCAAGAUACUGAACAUACUUCCGUUUGACUCCACAAGGAAGCGAAUGUCGGUGAUCUUUCGCCACCCAACCACUAGCGAAAUCAUCCUCUACUGCAAGGGCGCCGACAGUUCAAUGAUCCCUCGGCUGGUUCCGGCCGAAGAUGACUCUGAGCAGACUUUCAUCCUGAACAAAACACAAGUGCAUUUGGGCAGCUAUGCGCGUGAAGGCUUACGCGUGCUGGUCAUGGCCAAGAGAGUGCUGAGCCAACAAGAGUACAAUGACUGGACGACAAAGCAUCAGGAGAUCGAACUAUCCGUGGACAACGUGGAGAAGAAGAUCCGCGACAGCUACAACUACAUCGAGUGCAACAUGACGCUGCUAGGGGCCACGGGAAUCGAAGACAGGCUCCAAGAAGGGGUCCCAGAGACCCUGACCGCUCUAAUUGCGGCCGGAAUAGUGGUUUGGGUGGUGACUGGCGACAAGCCGGAGACCGCCAUCAACAUCGCCUACUCGGCCAAGCUGUUUUCGCCGCAGAUGGAGCUGCUAAAGAUCAUGGCGCGGUCCAAAGAGAGUGCCGAAAGCACCAUCCGCUGUUACUUGGCCGACAUUGAACUGCAGUCGAACCAGGCUGAAAACGCUGAAGAGCACUGUUCGGCCGGCUGUAGCAGCCGUAUCGGGCCUCAAAUGCCAAAACCACAGGGCCGCGCCCUUGUUGUCGAUGGUAAGACGCUGACCUAUAUUUUGGAUCGGCGCUCGAACCUGACCAAGCCGUUCCUCAAGUUGACCACGGCUUGCAAUUCGGUGUUGUGCUGUCGGGCUACGCCGCUCCAGAAGGCCUACAUUGUCAAGGUGGUCAAGGAGGAGCUGAAAAUGCGCACCUUGGCCAUUGGAGAUGGUGCCAACGACGUCUCCAUGAUUCAGACUGCCGAUGUUGGCAUAGGGAUAUCCGGCCAAGAAGGGAUGCAAGCAGUGAUGGCAGCCGAUUUUGCCCUCUCUCGCUUCAAGUAUCUGGAGCGCUUUUUGCUGGUACACGGCCACUGGAGCUACGACAGGCUCUCUAAAAUGGUGCUCUACUUUUUCUACAAAAACGCCACGUUUGUGUUCCUGAUUUUCUGGUAUCAAUUCUACUGCGGCUUUUCGGGCUCAGUGAUGAUCGACCAGAUGUACCUGAUGCUUUACAACCUGCUGUUCACGUCGCUGCCUCCUAUCGCGAUCGGUGUCUACGACCAAGACGCUCCUUAUCGGCUGCUGAGGGACAAUCCAUAUCUGUACAAGAGGGGCCGCUUGGGUCGCGCGUAUCGGACGUACUCCUUCUGGAUGACGAUGGCGGACUCGCUCUACCAAAGUGUGGUGGUUUUCUGGCUCUGCAAGAUGGCGUACGAAGGAACGGACGUGGAUAUUUUCGAGUUUGGCACCGCCACUACUACGGCCUGCAUGUGCGUGAUGCUUCUGCAUGUCUCUAUUGAGACCAGAUCAUGGACGAUCAUCCAUGCGGCGUCGAUUUUUUGCUCAAUUGGUGCCUUUUUUCUCUACUCGCUGACCUACAACACCUUCUGUGUGAAUUGCUUUGGACUGCCCAGCACCUACUGGACAAUUCAGAUUUCCAUGCACAGGCCUCAGUACUGGCUGGUCACGCUUCUGGCUUGCGUAGUCGCUGUUCUUCCCAGACUGCUGUUUCGCGUGUGUCAAACCAUGUUUGCACCCGACGAGGUGACCAAAGCGCUGCUCGCCGAACGAAAAUCGCAACGACGAGGUGAGAAGUUUUUGGUUUCUUGGUCGCGCUCCACUUCUACGUCCUCGAUUUACAGGAGAACCAGUAACCGGACUCAGAAUAACCCUUUAGCGACAGUGGGUUGAGACCCGCAGACGGAUGAACGACUCAUCAAGUAUAGAUCUUGCAUUUAUCGGCUGUGAUGCAUAUAUUUAAGGGACCAACCAAGGGAUUUUUCAGUCUUGUUAUACUUUCAAAGACCGUUUGUUUUAUAAAGCAGUGUUUAGUUUGCUUAAUGUCUGGACAAUCUCUUUAUUUGCUGGUAAAAGCACCAAAAGUGAAUAGAUUUUCCACUAAGCAGGCACACACACAUAGUUUCACUUGUGCCAUUUCAGUCAUAAUUUGCACGUAAUUCCAGGAACAUUAGGUACUUAUUUAUUGUAGAAAGGCCGCACUGACAGUUACCAUUACUUUAUUUACUUAGUAGGCCGACAUUUGCGAAGCAGGUCCGUUUUGCUAUGUUAAUUAGAGUGUAGUAGAAUAUUAAGAAAGUUGACAAUAUUUCCUAGCUUAUGGCGACUGGCUGAGUGCUGGGAAAAACUGAUCAAUUUUACCCAACUAUGUGGGAAAUUCUUCCUAGUGAUACUGUUACUUCUUUAUUUUGAUUCAUUUUACUGACUGCCUGUAAUUGUUAUUAUAUUUUUUCUUUCCUGAGUUUCUAUAAGUUUUUAUUAGAUUUUUUUAGGCCUGGCUGUCUUCACAACCUCCUCUCUUUGAGGUCUUGAAAACACCCAAGCCAGAAAAGAUUCUAAUGUUUCCCAAUUAUGGGUUUGUUUUGAAUUUCAAAUCUGAUGAUCUGAUGCUGUUGUCUCGCCGAAACGUAAACCUAUGAAAUAAACGAUAUGAACAUUUUUAUUUCAUAUUUUGACUGAAACGCAGGACAAAAAAAUAUAAUAACUGUUACUUGUUCCGAGACUUUUUAAAUUGCACCUCUUUAAAGCCAUAUAUCCUCUUUUGUCUAUAAUCCAUAGUUUUCUUAUUGCUGUCAGUACAGAUUCUUAACCAGAAGUAUGCAGCAGUAAUUGAUAUUAACUUGCCAAACUGUUAGCACAAUUUGUUAUUUACAUAGUUUAUAUUUUUAUAAAACCGUUGUUAGACGUUCGUUCGAUUAGCUGAGUUGAUGCGAAAGUUAGUCUUCCUCGUUUUGCACAUUUACUUUCUCAUUGCAGAUCUAUGGUCAAUUUCAACUAUACCCAGUACAAAAGCAUUAUCCUAUUUUUUACGUUCGUGUAUAAAGUACGUGUGGUUUGACUAACGACAAAUGCCUUAAACAAUUUCUAUCAAGUGAUGUUUUACACGUGUUUACUAUUUUAGAUAAAUUGAAUAUAAAUAUUGUUAAGGUGAA